Messenger RNA from Pochonia chlamydosporia 170, 990 nucleotides. RefSeq names its product NLP/P60 protein. The transcript is spliced from 2 exons. Bases 1 to 990 code for a protein of 329 amino acids. NCBI's taxonomy places the organism in Eukaryota, Fungi, Ascomycota, Sordariomycetes, Hypocreales, Clavicipitaceae. The record is from RefSeq and is a predicted model, not a curated record.
AUGCAUCUUGCGAUACUUGCUCUUUCCGUGGCGCUUGGCAUGCCCUUGGUAGACGCAUAUCCCAUCAAAGGAAGCAAUGUGAACUGCCGCUCAGGCCCAGGAACCAACUUUCCUGUCGUCAAGCAGUAUCAGCUCGGACAGAACGUUCAAGUAACAUGUCAAGCCCGCGGUGAAAGUGUUUCAGGUGACACCCUCUGGGACAAGACAUCUGACGGCUGCUAUGUAGCCGACUGGUAUGUGCAGACGGGAACCUCAAACAUGGUCACUGGUGCUUGUGAUGCUGGUGGUAGCGGCGGCGGAUAUCCCAUCAACGACAACGACGUCAACUGCCGGUCCGGGCCAGGAACAAGUUUCGGAGUCGUCAAACAAUACAAAAAGGGAGAGAAGGUUCAACUAUCUUGCCAGACCCAAGGGGAAACCAUUUCCGGGGAUAGUCUCUGGGAUAAAACGACAGAUGGCUGCUUCGUGGCAGACUACUAUGUCCAAACUGGCACCUCAAAGAUGGUGACUGGACAAUGUGCUGGCACGACACCACCACCUCCUCCUGGAGGAGGCUCUGGAAAUCUUCCUGGCCUGAACUCUGUUCAAACCGGCCAUGCUCGUGCUAUUAUUGCCCAAACCAAGAAGCAGGGUCUUGGGCGGCAGGGUUGUGAAGCAGCCAUAGCAACUGGACUCACUGAGUCUGGCCUACGAAUCCUAGCUAAUAACGUCGUACCUGCUUCGCUUAAGUACCCCCACGACGGAAUGGGCUCUGACCAUGAUAGUGUUGGCAUCUUCCAGCAGCGGGCGAUGUACUACACUGACAUUGGCUGUGAUAUGGAUGCUGCGUGCUCGGCAAGCUCCUUUUUCAAGGGGAUGACGGCCAUCAAAGGCUGGCAGACUAUGGAUGUUGCUAAGCUCUGCCAGGCGGUUCAGAGGUCUGCGGUUCCUGAUGCCUACAAAAAGUAUGUUGGUGCGGCUGCAAGUAUUUGCGCUGCUGGAGGAUCGUAA